This is a messenger RNA of Leishmania mexicana MHOM/GT/2001/U1103, 1233 nucleotides long. RefSeq lists its product as hypothetical. The transcript has a single exon. Gene Ontology annotation, biological process: phospholipid biosynthetic process. Gene Ontology annotation, molecular function: phosphotransferase activity, for other substituted phosphate groups. The record is from RefSeq and is a predicted model, not a curated record. Bases 1 to 1233 code for a protein of 410 amino acids. Lineage: Eukaryota; Euglenozoa; Kinetoplastea; Trypanosomatida; Trypanosomatidae. Gene Ontology annotation, cellular component: membrane.
AUGCAGAGCUGGAUCUCCCCCGCGGCGCCGCCCGGGACGCCCAACCUUUCCGCCGAGCCCAGCAUCAUGGCCGAGUACCUCUUCUUUCCCUUUUAUGACUACGUCGUGCAGUUCUACCCACAGUCGUGGGUGCCCAACAAGGUCACCUUGGUCGGCAUCUUCUCCACCAUCUCCGCGUCCGCUCUGCUUCUCAGCUCCAUGCCGGCGGGGUCGCAGUUCCAGCCCAGUAGGAUGCAGCUGCUGCCCGCCUCCCUCGUCGAGGACGCAGCGAUGCUGCCAAUGCCCCCGCUGUCCCCGACAGAGAUGACGCCGAUCCUGUCAUUCAUAUCGCCCUCCCUUAUGCUCAUCCUGUGCGGGUCGCUAAACCUGCUCUACUGCGUAGCCGACAACACGGACGGCCGCCUCGCUCGGCGCGACAAGAAGGCCAGCUCCAUUGGCGAGUAUCUUGAUCACGGGCUCGACUGUGUUACAUCACUCCUGUCGACGUGCUGCGUCUUCGCGCUGCUCGGGUCACUCUGCAACAUGGCCACCUCCGUCUGCCUGAUUGCCUUCGUCACGGUGCUCUCCCACACACUGCAUUUCGAGAAGAACAUCUUUAUAUGGGGCAACCGAAUCGCCACCGUCGAUGAGGCAAUGAUCCUCUUCAGCGUGUGCAUGUGGUGGCCGCUCGUAUGCCCAACGGUAAGCACCGUCACGGUGCCGGGGUGGAUCCUCGAGGGCAUAUUUGAUCCGAAUAGUAACUGGACCGCCUACCUGCGCCGGCUGCGUAUGAUUGAGCUCCUCUACGUCUUCUGCAGCGUAGCGCAGACGCAUACGAUCCUCAGCAUGGCGAGGCAGUGCUGGAGCAUGCUGUGCCGCAUCCACGUCAUCUUCAACGUGCUGAACAGUGCUUUUCUCCUGCUGCUGAUGGGAGUGCACAGCGAGCACAUUGCCGCCGCCGCGCCAGUCACGUCGGUGCCUGGGUACACACUGGGUCCCUUCACGUACCCUGCUCUGUGGAUCAUUACGAUUGCCUGCACCUCGAGCACGAUCAUCCACAUCCCCAUCGUGGCACGCUGCGCUCACCGGCCUACCACCGACCCGUUGCCGCUGGCGGGUGUGAUGUUGGUGUGGUUCACCUUUGCUUCCUGUCCAGUUGCCGGCGCCAUUCUCGCUGUGGUCCUCCACGUUGGGCAGCUGUUUCUGAACGUGAAUUUUAUCCAGCGGCACGCGCGUAGCAACGGUGCGGAGUAA